AUGGAGGGAAUGUUCGAUACAUUGCUUGCCCGUCAGAGGGAAGCCCUGAAUGCUAAAGAUGACGACCGAGUCAUCCUGGAAUUGGAGAGCGGUGAAAAUGUAGACAAGCCCAUUUGGCUGUCGCUGAGGCGAGUGGACCAACUGAAUGGCAGAGUCAUUCUUGACAAACUAACAAGGGUGCUCAAUAGCAAUGAAAGUUUUCUUACUAAUGGGCAGUUGAGGGUAAAUUACAUUCAUGUCCCCACUCCUGAGGCAGGCGGCGCACGCGAUGUCGUUGUCCCCAAUGAGAGAAUAGACCAGUGGUUGGAGAGAAAAAUAGCCAGAAAAACAAUUUUUUCUCCCAGCAACACGGAGGAUCAGAUGUGUUUAGCGCGAAGCAUCGCCGUAGCUAAAGCCAAAGAAGGCAUGCAGCAAAGAGCAUUCUCCCGCAUGAGGCAGCCUAACUCGAUCAUCCAAAAGAAAGAGGCUCUGAAAAUUUGUGAAUUGGCGGGUAUUGACUCGAAUCAGCCAUGUGGGCUAGACGAGGUCAGGAAAGUUCAAGAUGCCCUUCCCAACUACAGGCUCUGUGUUUUCACAGAUAAAAAAGGAAAAGAGUGCAUCUUUAAGGGAGAGUACACUGUUAGUAGAAAAAAUAUCUAUCUACUUUUGCAUAGUGGCCACUUCCACGCCAUUCUGUACCCCCUCCAAGCUUUCGAUUCAGACUAUGUAUGUGAAAAAUGUGUUGUCUUUUAUAAACACAAAGGAGAGCAUCAAUGUGAGGGUAGUUGCUGGCGGUGCCUCGGCGCGCAGCCUCACUCUGAGCCCCUUCAGCGCUGCGGUGAUUGUGGUCAUAAAUUUGCUGGAGAUGAAUGUUUCGACAACCAUAAAAGUCUUAAAAUUCAAAACACAGACAGGACCAAAUGUGACACAUUCAAAUUCUGUCAUGGAUGUGAAACUAGUUAUUCUAACGCUAGGGGCCGCCAACAUGUCUGUGGCUUUGUGUAUUGUAAAUUCUGUAAACUUAACGUUGCUGAGAACCACCUCUGUUACAUGCAAAAAUGGCAGCCACGUGAAAAAAAGGAGAAAUAUAAUUUUUGCACAGUAUGGUAUGACACAGAGGCAUCUCAACAUACUGAAAUAAAACCGGGAGUAUUUGAACACCGCCCCGUGCUCCUUGUCUCACAGGCUGUCUGUGACGAGUGUCAACACAUUCAGCAAAAUGAUUAUUUCUGCACAGUGUGCGGGACACGACAGCAAGUCUUCCAUAACCUUGAUGACCCUAAUAUUAAUGUCAUGUCCCAAUUUGUAAAUUAUCUUCAGUCAUUCCCAGCCAAGACUGAACUUCUCAUCAUUGCGCAUAAUGCCAAAGCUUAUGAUGGCAUUUUUGUUCUUCAAGAGCUGAUUGCUCGAAAAAUGAAACCCGAUCUGAUUUUGCAAGGGGCUAAAAUUAUUUCCAUGUCUCUAAAUUCAUGGAAAUUUAUUGACAGUCUGAUGUUUAUCUCCAUGCCCCUUUCCGCUAUGCCCAAAGCAUUUGGGCUCACUGAACUGAAAAAGGGUUAUUUUCCAUACUUUGCUAUUCACCCAGACAAUUUCUCAUACAAGGGUCCUUUAUUGAACCGUGAACUUUACGGUGUGUCAGGAAUGAAGUCACAGGCAGCCAUAACCUUCAAUAAAUGGUAUGAUGAGCAAAAUGAGCAGGGAGUAAUAUUCAAUUUCCGUGAGGAGCUCAUCUCCUAUUGCAUUUCUGACGUGACCAUCCUUCGUCAAUCUUGUCAAGCCUUCAGAAAACUGUUUGCAGAGACUGCAGGUUUUGAUCCUCUUUUUCAAAAUUUGACGCUUUCGGCCGCAUGUCUUUCUGCUUAUCGUCUUAAUUUCAUGCCGGAAAACAAGAUAGGACUUGUCCCCCCUGGAGGCUAUCAUGGCAGGGGUAAGCAAAGCCACGUCGCAUUGCUGUGGUUAGAUUAUGAGCAGCACAAAUUAGGUCAAAAAAUUAAGACCAUUUACACUGAUAGAGAGGUUAUGGUGCUAGGUCGCUCUGUGGAUGGUUAUGUGGAGAUCCCCCUUGCUAAUGACGGUGUUGAGCGCCGCAUUUACCAAUUUCAUGGUGACUAUUGGCAUUCCUGCCCCAGGCAUUACCCUGCUCAGCCUGAGGGUGGAGAAAACCGCUAUGAACGCACUCUGCGUAUCACUGGUCUGUUCCGUAAGGCAGGUUAUGUCGUCAUUGAGAAAUGGGAAUGUGAAUGGAAAGAGGACCUCAAAAACCCAGAGGUAGAAGCCUAUUUUGAAGCCCACCCCACCACCCGCAUGCCUCCCCUUGAUUUGCGCAAGGCGCUCUGCGGCGGUCGCACCAGCGCGCUCCGUAUGUAUCACAAGGCAGACCUUGACAAGGGAGAGAAGAUAAUGAUGGCAGAUAUUAUAUCAAGUUACCCGAAUGUGAAUUUGAGGGCUUGCUACCCUCUUGGUCAACCAUCUAUUUAUCUGGAGGGUGACCCAAAUAUUCCUGCCAUUGACGCUUGGAAUGGAUGUAAAGGAAAACUGAUGUUCCCACUCUGUGCGACGUGUGCUGAGACAGAAAGCAGUGAAAUUUGUCAACAUAACCCUACUGAUAGGCAACUUACUGGAGAAUGGUGUGCACCAGAACUGCAGUUAGCCAUUCUGCACAAAGGUUACACUUUAAUUACUAUUCAUGAGUUGUGGCAGUACUCAUCCACUAUGCAAUAUGAUCCCAAAACGGGAAAAGACGGCUUGUUCUCAGGUUAUGUCAGGAAAUUUAUGGCACUGAAAAUUCAGGCCAGUGGAUGGCCAACAGAGUGCGACACUCAACAGAAAAAAGAGGAAUAUUUGUCUGAUGUUAAGAAGCAUGAUGGUAUUGAUAUUGACCCCACUAAAGUGGCCAAAAACCCUGCACUCAGAACUCUGUCAAAAUUAAUUUUAAACAGCUUUUGGGGAAAGUUUGGGGAAAAGACUCUUCGUUCGAAAACUGAACUUAUCUAUGAUUAUGCUGACCUCAUGAAACUAGUGACAGACCCUACUAAAGAAGUGACUGCCCUCCUUCCCUUAAGUGAAGACUGUCUUCAGGUAACUUAUAAACCUGUAGAAGACAGCGAGGUAACACUUCCUACUUCUUCCCUCUUGCAUGCAGCUUACACAACGUGUAUUGGUCGACUCAAUUUGUACAAGUACUUGGACAUCGUUGGACAGCGCGCCUACUACCACGAUACAGAUUCUGCGGCUUACCUGAGUCGUCCAGGCGAGCCUGACCUGCCCCUGGGCACACAUCUGGGUGAUCUCACUGACCAGAUUGCGGAGGACUAUGGUCCGGGUUCGUUUAUCACAGAAUUCGUGGCUGGCGGACCAAAAAAUUAUGCUUACAAGGUGGCAGUGGGAGGUGACGUUUCUAACCUCAAAGUGUGCAUUAAGGUGAGGGGAAUAAGCAUUAACCAAUCCUGUGAGGAUCUCGUCACUUUUGACAACGUAAAAGCAAUGGUGUUAGGUGAGGAAGAAAAGAAGACUAUCCCCAUUCACCGUCAGAUUACCAGACUACCUGGCUGGAAGAUUGUCACCAGAGCUACCAGCAAAAACUGGCAAGCUAAAAAUACUAAAAGGCGGCGCCUUGACUUUGCCCACACAGUUCCACACGGCUUCAACGCAUGGGCUGACGUGGAAGAUGAGGAUCAAGAAAUGAUGGAGGUUCUUGAUCUUCUUGGUGACAAUUAA
This is a messenger RNA of Thrips palmi, 3696 nucleotides long. RefSeq lists its product as uncharacterized. The record is from RefSeq and is a predicted model, not a curated record. The transcript has 2 exons. Gene Ontology annotation, molecular function: nucleotide binding; DNA binding; DNA-directed DNA polymerase activity. Gene Ontology annotation, biological process: DNA replication. NCBI's taxonomy places the organism in Eukaryota, Metazoa, Arthropoda, Insecta, Thysanoptera, Thripidae. The coding region runs from base 1 to 3696 and encodes 1231 amino acids.